Messenger RNA from Owenia fusiformis, 1305 nucleotides. NCBI's taxonomy places the organism in Eukaryota, Metazoa, Annelida, Polychaeta, Sabellida, Oweniidae. The record is from the annotation of a GenBank genome assembly.
GCCAUAUUGAUUCCUGUGAAGUUGGAAAAUAAGCUAUUUAAAGUUUUGUAAGAUUUUUACACAGAACGCCACUUUAAACUAAACAUAACUAUAUAUAAACAGAAAGGCGUUUAUUGAAAGGAUUAUACAGCACAGUUUCUACGAAGAUGUAGUGGAUUUUACUAUGACAAAAUGUGAUGGAAAGAAAGAUAUGAAUUUCAUCGCACCUGCCGCUUUUCGAAGUUGUGCAACUUUACAAAAUCAUUGGAUUACUUCAUGUAUUUAGAAAGAUGACUGCUGGUCGGUUAUCUAAAUUACUAUUAUUACUUUACAUUUCAUCAUGGCUGUGUAUAGAUACAACAGAGGGAGUAUGUGAUUGUUCGACAGAUUGUGUAACAAGCUGUGCCGCGGGGCAAUAUUGGGAUGCCACCGGUUCAACUUGCACAUCCUGUCUCCCUGGAUACUAUUGUACAGGAGGUUCAUCAGCCCCAACAGCAUGUAGUCCUGGCACAGCAAACCCUAACCCAGGAUCCAGUGCAUCUGGGGCCUGUGUAUCCUGUAGUGCCAAUCAGAUCAGUGAUGCUGGAAAAGCUGCAUGCAGGGCAUGUCCAGCUGGUUCCUCAUGCGUCCAGCCAAACACUAUGAAUGCAUGUAGUGCAAAUGAAUACUCUGUAGAAGGAGAUAUGAACUGCAACACUUGCCCCUCGGAUAGCAUAUGUCCAGAUCAAACAUAUAAACAAGCAUGUCCUGCUGGUCAGGUCCCAAAUGGUGCUCAGAGUGCGUGCCAGAACUGUGGUACUGGCAACUAUAGAGGGGAUUCAGACUCCACAUGUCAAACGUGCCCUGCAGGUUCUAAGUGUCCAAAUGCACAGAUGUCAGCUCCCACUGCAUGUCCAGAUGGGGAGUUCCAGGCUAAUACAGGACGGACAAGUUGUUCACCAUGUAGUGCUGGGUAUGAAUGCUCCGAUAAAACCACUGAGACUGAGUGUGUGGCUGGAACAUAUGCUGCAGCUAAUAGUAUCACAUGUACAGCUUGUCCUACAGGUGAAUAUUCUGCAGCUGGUGCAGAGUCCUGCACCCAAUGUGAUGCUGGUUACUCCUGUACAUCAACUGCUAAAACCCCAUGUCUGGCUGGAACAUACAGUGCAUUAGGAGCAGCAACAUGCACAAAUUGUGCUGCUGGGUAUUGGAGUUCAGCACAAAGCACAAGUUGCACUCAGUGUAAUGCUGGAGAAGACUGUAGCGAUCAGACCAAAUCACCACCAGAUUGUGGGGCAGGGACUUUUAGUAAUGCUGGGGAUGCAGCUUGUACCAGUUGUCCCUCAG